UUUCGAACGCUACAUAAAAACUACUUUUGCCUUUUAUAACCUUUCACUCAACUUGGCAAAGAAGUCUGCACGCAAACGACUUUCACGUCGUUGCCAAAUUUAAAUCUAAGAAAGACCGCGAAGAAAGAAAGCUUUUUACUUUUGCGCACUGUAAAGAAAAUAUUCGAAAAUAAAAAUGAAAAUAUUACCUUUCUAAAUCAUAAAAUCGUAACGCACGCUACAGCGUUCCAUCAUCCAUGUAACCCAGACUACAACUUCAAAUUAUGAAUUAUAACGUCCACUUUGAGAUCGUCUGAUUUUUCCUCUUCAGUUUUUCGAUCUCGAGUUUUUAUAUUUUUCACUUCAGAUCAAAAUGAGCUUCUCAAAUAAGCAGAACUUAAAACGUGGCGGUUAUUAAUUUGAUUCGUGUGAUAUGACUAUAAAAUGAUAUGUUAAAUAAAUUUCUGCCAAAUUCCAAGAUGUCCAAAGGAUAUCUAUACCAGCUCAGAUCAAAAAAGAAGCAAAUCAAUCCAACUCCAAGCAAUGUCACUGUUGUUUUAUGGAUCGUGACAUCACUCCUGUUGUCUCAAGUAGAGGGUAGCAAAGGUAAAGAUGGCAUGAAAAAGAUGUUGCAUCACAUGAUGAUGUCAGCGAUGUCUUCGGGUGCAAAGAAGUACAUGUUGGGUGUCAAAGGUCUCCUACUCCCUAUACCUAUACCUAUGAAAGUAUCAUUACCUUCACUACCCACUAUAAGCUUCAUGAAAGGGGACGACAAAGGAGGAGAUGAAGAGGAGAAAGUCAAAUACGUCCCCGUCCCAGUGCCGUAA
Parasteatoda tepidariorum (common house spider) is the source of this 806-nucleotide messenger RNA. RefSeq lists its product as uncharacterized. Lineage: Eukaryota; Metazoa; Arthropoda; Arachnida; Araneae; Theridiidae. The record is from RefSeq and is a predicted model, not a curated record.